Molecule: messenger RNA, 2309 nt
Organism: Penicilliopsis zonata CBS 506.65
Lineage: Eukaryota; Fungi; Ascomycota; Eurotiomycetes; Eurotiales; Aspergillaceae
Exons: 3
Coding region: 97-2253 (718 amino acids)
Biological process (GO): endoplasmic reticulum to Golgi vesicle-mediated transport; endocytosis; intra-Golgi vesicle-mediated transport
Cellular component (GO): Golgi apparatus
Molecular function (GO): protein binding; GTPase activator activity
Source: RefSeq, a predicted model, not a curated record
CUGUCUCUGUAUUUUCUUUUCUUCCUUUCCUUUCCUUUCUUUUCUUUUCUUUCUUUUUUCUUUUUUUACAAAUAUCUUUAUCAUUUAUACUGCAUAAUGGUGGGCGUCAGUAAACGCCAGCAGCUGCGCAAUGAGCGAGCCUUGCAGGAUCUCGUCCGCUCCGUCCCGGGCAAUGACCGAUGUGCGGACUGCGAUACUUUGAAUCCAGGAUGGGCGAGUUGGAAUUUGGGGAUCUUCCUUUGCAUGCGUUGUGCUGCCCUGCACCGCAAACUGGGCACACAUAUCUCCAAGGUCAAGUCGUUGACUAUGGACAGCUGGUCGGCGGAACAGUUGGAUGUAUGUCAACUUUUGUGUGAUUUCUUCUCGUGUUGUGUCGGCGUGCUGACGACGAAGAAUAUGAAAUCCCACGGAAACAUCCUCAUGAACAAGAUCUACAAUCCCAAGAACGCCCAGCCCCCGAUCCCUACGGAUAUCGAUGAGUCCGACUCGUGUAUGGAGCGCUUCAUCCGCCAGAAAUACCAGUAUCGCUCGCUCGAGGACGGCAAGCCCAAACCUCCCAGUCGCCAUGAUUCCGGCUACACAAAGUCCCCCGAAGGUUCGCCGCCACCCUUACCCCCAAAGACGGGCAAAUUCUUUGGCUUUGGCUUGCGCUCCGCCUCGUCCACCUCCAACCUGCGCCGCUCCGCGCGCUCGCGGCCCUUCUCCCCCCGCUCCGAGCGCUCACCGUCGCCGCCCCCCGUACCCGUCUACAAGCGGUCCUCCGGCGCCGGCGCCUCGUUCAAUGAGAUGGACUCCUCAUUCGAGGCCAAGCUCACAGCUCUCAAGGAUAUGGGCUUUCCCGAUGAGCGGCGCAACGCCUCCGUGCUGCGGAGUCUGAAUGGGAACCUCGAGAAGACCGUCGAGUCGCUGGUCCGGCUGGGCGAGGGCAGUCAUCCCGCCUCCCGGUCGAGGACCCCUGUACCUCCGACUCCGGCAAAGGAUGACACGAACCCCUUUGAUUUACUGGACUCCAAGCCACCGGCCAACAACGGCGGCAGCAAGUCAUAUAACCCGUUCGACGCGCCGACCACGACAACACCAGCGGUCGCCACCCUCGAGACAUCCAUGCAGCAUCUCCAAGUCUCCCAGCCUCUCUUCCCGCACUUCACGGGGGGGUAUCCAUCAUCCACCCAGCCGAUGGUCCAGCCCAUCUUGCAGCAGCAGCAGCAGCACUCGAUCACUCCCCCGGCCACCUCGACCUUGUCUCAGGGCCCCUUUGUCUCCUCCCCGCAGGCCAUGGAGGGCUACAACCCUUUCUUCCAACAGCCACAGCCUCAACAGCCCGCAUUUGUUCAGACACAGAGCAAUCCAUUCUUUCAGCUACAACAGCCGCCUCAACCCCAACAUGCCAAUACUAUGCCGCCGCUUGGCUCUUCGCCUUUCGCCUCGUCUCCAUUCUCCCAGCCGCAGCCGCAGCAGCCGCCUCAACUUCAGCAUUCCAGUACCUUGCCUUCGCUCGGUACUUCACCCUUUGCAUCGUCUCCAUUCCAAUCGCAGCCGCCACAGCAACAGCCUCUGCAACAGCUUCAGCAUUCGAAUACCAUGCCUACGCUUAGCGCUGGCGCUGGUGCUUCACCGUUUGGCCCGUCCCUUUUUCAGCAACAGCAGCAGCAGCAGCAGCAGCAGCAGCAGCACCAGGCGUACAACCCGUUCCAAUCCGGCUUGGCUCCCGCGUCUUUGUCUCAGCAGAAUUUCGCUCAACCGCAUUUGGCUCCUCAACCAACGGGAUUGGACAAGGGUGGGAUUCUCGCUCUGUACGGGCAGCCGCAGCCGCAGCAGCAACAACAAUUGCCAAGUCAACAACUGCAGCAACAACUGCCAAGUCAACAAGGCCAGCAGCAGUUUCCAACACAACCACAGCAGCUGCAGCCUUUAGGAAUCAGCCCGGUGCCGACAUUAAGCACGUCGCUCAACUCGACGCCUCAGACAGGGUCCUCGAUUGCGACGCCAUCCUCGGUAUCCUUCCUAAACACCCCCGCGCGGAACCCGUUCUUCACCUCCAGUGCUCUGCAGAGUGGACCUCUGCCGUCCGGACUGGGAAUUGGCCCUGGUGGUGGUGGUGGUGGUGGUGGUGGUGGUGUUGGCGGACCAGCUCCUCCGACAAACCCCUUCCCACGAACGCAUAUGAGCCAGCCGAGCAUGGAUGUCAGCGGGUUCCAGAAUGGACGACAUAGUCCUGAUGCUUUUGCGAGUCUCAGCGCGCGCUACGCAUAGUCUUUCUUUUGGUAUAUAUUUCCUUGUACUAUAUGUAGAUAAUAAGAGUUUACAAU